AUGAGUAUAACAAGUGAAACACCAAAUUUAGAAGAAGAUAUUACUUUAAAAUUACAAUUAGUUUCCUUUCUAGUUGAUGGUGUUUUAUUCGAAUUAAGUGAAGAACUUAUUCAAAAACGAGCAUCAAAUUCAAUACUAGCACGUGAAGAUCGUCGUGCACAAUUCUAUGACGUUGAUAAAAAUGCUUAUGUAUUUGAUCAACCAGCUGAUGCAUUUGAAGUUCUUGUUUAUUUUAUAUCCACUGGCCUUUUAUCACGACCAACUAAUAUAAAUAAUUUAAAAUUAUAUUCAUUAUUGUCUUUUUUUGAGAUGGAUGAAACAAUUAUGAAUACUUUUAAAAAAAUGGAACAUCUUGUGUUUGAAAUCAAUUGGGAAAAAACACAAUGGUUUGUGAAAUUUGCAACAAAUUUUCUUUUUAAAUUAAAUACUAAAGUUAACAAACAUAUAAUAACAAAAAAAUUUUACAAACAAAUAACAGUAUUAUUACUGAAAAUCGAGAUGACUGUCUACUAG
This is a messenger RNA of Rotaria sp. Silwood2, 513 nucleotides long. Lineage: Eukaryota; Metazoa; Rotifera; Eurotatoria; Philodinida; Philodinidae. The record is from the annotation of a GenBank genome assembly.